UAAUAAUUUAUACAUUUCAUAUGUCUUGUUCAUAUUUCCCAUGGCUUUUUUUCAUCGAAAAAUUCUUCAAAAAGCCAUAAUCAAGGUCAAAAAUUGUCCUCCUAAGGACGACGAGUGUCUUACGCUGCGACCAGUGGUGCUCAUUCCACCACCACCAACGUCGUCCAACCACUCACUUUCGCCGUUUCUAAUUGUCUUGUUUUGCGGCUUGGCUGCUUCAUUUUGUUUCAUUUUUUACCUCACACUUGUUACAAUAUACCGAAGACGCCAAAGAAACCAAGAGAAUAUCGAACGAAUUCAUGAAGAUUUUAUUAACGGGGAUCUUGGUCCAACCAUGCACCAUCAUCCAAUUUGGUUGAUAAAUACAAUUGGUCUUGAUGAAUCCCAAAUUGAAUCUAUUCAAGUUGUCAAGUAUAAAAAAGACGACGGGUUAAUUGAAGGGACGGAUUGUUCGGUUUGUUUGAGUGAGUUUGAGGAAGAUGAAAGUCUUAGACUUUUACCAAAAUGUAGUCACGCUUUUCAUGUCCCUUGUAUUGAUACUUGGCUAAGGUCUCAUAAAAAUUGUCCUUUAUGUCGAGCUCCAAUCAUCAAAAACACGAAUGAUCAAACGGAUCAUGGUUCAUCCGAGACAAAUUUGGUUGAAACAAUUAGUACUAAUGAGGGCCAAAACCCGAGUCAUCAAGAUUCUGAAAAUUAUACUGAUCAUCAUGUGGUGGAAAUCGAAAACAAUAAUGGAGAAGUAGAGAAAACGAGGAGUAGUAGUGGGGUGAGGGUGCAAAGUGAUUUGGUUGAUCGAUAUCGUGUACAAAAUGAUGAGGUUGUGGCAAUAAGGAGAUCUGCUUCAGUUGGCGCAUCCUUAGUGUCCGUAAAACCUCCUCCUCACGAUCAAGAAAGGCGUUCGAUUAAUCCUUUGGUAGUGUCAAAGAAACUUGACAUCAAGCCAAAAAAAGGUCAUCAUAAGCUAAAAGGUUCGAGCUCUAGCAUUAGCAUAAGGAGUAAAGUGAUGAAGAGUACUUCGUUUGGGCAUUCUUUACGAAAGACAAGUAGUUUUACAACUAAAAGUUACGAGAAUCGAUCUUAUUGAUAUCAAAGAGAUAAAAUUGUAUAAGUUGUGCUAUAUGAAACAUAUUCCUAGCUAGUAUAUCUAUAUAUACACAAAUAUAUAUGUAAUUAUAUAAGUUGGGAGCUAAAUCCGAAUUGAAGCUUAAUUAUAUAGUUCAAAGUUUAAACAUGUAUUGCUUUGAUUCAAA
This is a messenger RNA of Erigeron canadensis, 1250 nucleotides long. Its product is annotated as E3 ubiquitin-protein ligase RING1-like. Gene Ontology annotation, biological process: protein ubiquitination. The record is from RefSeq and is a predicted model, not a curated record. Gene Ontology annotation, molecular function: transferase activity. Bases 41 to 1084 code for a protein of 347 amino acids. NCBI's taxonomy places the organism in Eukaryota, Viridiplantae, Streptophyta, Magnoliopsida, Asterales, Asteraceae. The transcript has a single exon.